AUGAAGUACUUCCCACCAAGCAAAAAUGCUAAGUAUAGAAGCGAAAUCAACAAUUUUCAGCAAUUUGUUGGGGAGUCGGUUAGUGAGUCAUGGGAGCGUUUUAAACGACUUAUGCAAAAAUACCUUUACCAAGGGAUCCCAAGAUGCAUCCAGAUCAAAACAUACUAUAAUGGAUUGGACGACGCCACACGUUUGGUCAUUGAUGCCUCAGCAAAUGGUGCAUUGCUAGCAAAACCUUAUGCUGAAGCAUUUAACAUCUUGGAGAGGAUAUCAUCGAACAAUCAGUCAUGGUCUGACCCUAGAGCCAUUCACGGGAAAGGAAGCAAGGGAUUCAAUGAAUCAGAGUCUUUCACCGCCUUAAAUUUAAAGAUUGAGAAUUUGACAGAUUUGGUUAUGAGGAGCAUGACACAUCAAAGCACAGUGGGAGCAUCUGCUGGUAAGGCAAAUGUUAGCCACAUCCAAGGGAUUUCUUGUUCUUUUUGUGUAGGAGAGUAUCGUUACAACAAUUGCCCUGGCAAUCCAGAGUCGGUGCACUAUUUGGGAAAUGCUCAAAACAAUGAAAACAACCCGUAUUCCAUACGUACAACUUGGGCUGGAGGAACUAUCCUAACUUUAGUUAGAGUGGAAAUCAGGAAGGAAACAAUGCUGAAAUAUAUGGAAAAUAAUGAUACCACGGUGCAAAGUCAGGCAGUAUCAUUGAGAAAUCUGGAGAUGCAAGUGGGCCAAUUAGCAACAGAUUUGAAAAGUAAACCCAAGGGAGUGCUGCCCAGUGAUAUUAAGGUGCCUAAGAGGGAUGGGAAGGAGCAAUGUAAUGCUCUGACAUUGCGGAGUGGCAAGACAUUGCCUACUGCCCAUCCAAAUGCUCAAGGAAUCCGUAAAGAAUUAAAUCAAGAUGAAAGAAGUGGGCUAUAA
This is a messenger RNA of Momordica charantia (bitter melon), 912 nucleotides long. The record is from RefSeq and is a predicted model, not a curated record. NCBI's taxonomy places the organism in Eukaryota, Viridiplantae, Streptophyta, Magnoliopsida, Cucurbitales, Cucurbitaceae.